CGAAAACUCUAAGCACAGAUACCGAGCGACGCUCGUUCUCUGAAGGAUGGACUCGAAGGCUCCGUUCUCCUGGUUCGCAGCGCAUGGGGGAAUAUGCGACACAUCUGCGCUCGGCCUGCGCGAGUUCGAAGGGUACGGUCAAGGGGCCGUCGCGCUUCGCUCUCUAUCGGAGGGACAUGUUCUGUUCUCGAUACCGCGAGAUCUCACGCUCUCGACGCGCACAUCUGCGCUCCCGACGCUCCUAGGGCAAACCGAAUGGCAGAAAACCGACCUCCACAGGGGAUGGGCCGGCCUGAUCCUCUGCAUGAUGUGGGAAGAGGCCCAAGGAAGCCUUUCAAAGUGGUCCGACUAUCUAGCUUCUCUGCCCGCGUCCUUCGAUACGCCGAUGUUCUGGAGUGAGGAAGAUCUGCUGGAGCUGAAAGGGACGUCUGUGGUAGAAAAAAUAGGGAAGGACGCAGCUGAGAAGGAUUACCGUGAAAAAGUCGUUCCCGUUCUAGAGGGCAGGCCAGAUAUCUUCGGUCAUCAGCCGCCGAGCCGGUAUUAUUCGCUCAAGAAUUAUCACCUCAUGGGGAGUCGGAUCCUCUCCCGCAGCUUCAACGUGGAGAAGUGGGACGGAGAAGACGACGAGGACUCAAAAGAACAACACUCGACGGACAUGGACGUCGACGAGGACCCCUCGGCACAAAAACCCGAUCCAGAGCAGUUCGAAGAGGCCCAGGAAACCUCAUUGGUGGACGACGAUGACUCUGAUGACGAGGGUGAGGAUGCAGACUCUUCCGACGUAGCUAUGGUUCCGAUGGCAGAUAUGCUCAACGCUCGAUACGGGAGCGAAAACGCUAAGCUGUUUUAUGAGAAGCAUGAGCUCCGUAUGGUGACUACGAAAGCUAUCGCGGAAGGCGAGCAGAUCUGGAACACAUAUGGCGACCCUCCCAACUCACACCUGCUGCGCUGCUACGGGCACAUCGAUCUAAUACCUCUACCAGGAGGCAUCCAAGGAAACCCAGCAGACAUCGUCGAGCUCCGCGCAGACCUUCUUGUCCAAAGCGUAUCUCAACUGUACGCAGCCGGCGCUGACCGCUCUCCGACCGAACGAGUGGACUGGUGGUUGGAGGAAGGAGGCGAAGACUUGUUUAUCAUAGACACGAGCUACGACGUCCCCGACGAACUCAUCUCGUUCGCGCGCCUGCUCUUGAUGGAAGCUCCCGAGUGGAUUGAAGCCAAAUCUAAGAGGAAGCUGCCGAAGGCGAAGGUGGACGAAAGAGUGCUAACCGUCGCCGCGGACGUGCUGCAGAAACGCAUAGCCGAAUACCCCACGACCUCGGAGGAGGACGAGAUCCUGCUAUCCGAACGUGGAGUCUCCCAACUCUCCUUGAACAAGAGGCACUCGGUGAUCGUUCGGUUGGGAGAAAAGCGUAUCCUGCAGAACGCGAUGGGGAAGGUGCAGGCGAAAUUGGGGGCCGCAAGGAGCGGGAGGUCGAACAAAAAACGGACGGCGGACGAGAACGGUGAACACAGCAGAAAAAAGCAGAAGGCCAGGCGGUGAACUAUCUCUAUUCCGCCGUGUAGUAGGUACGCGUACGUGUGCUUGCUGUGUUGUC
Heterobasidion irregulare TC 32-1 is the source of this 1598-nucleotide messenger RNA. RefSeq lists its product as uncharacterized. Gene Ontology annotation, cellular component: nucleus. Gene Ontology annotation, biological process: peptidyl-lysine monomethylation. Gene Ontology annotation, molecular function: protein binding; protein-lysine N-methyltransferase activity. The transcript has 9 exons. The record is from RefSeq and is a predicted model, not a curated record. The coding region runs from base 47 to 1543 and encodes 498 amino acids. NCBI's taxonomy places the organism in Eukaryota, Fungi, Basidiomycota, Agaricomycetes, Russulales, Bondarzewiaceae.